Jaculus jaculus (lesser Egyptian jerboa) is the source of this 1650-nucleotide messenger RNA. RefSeq names its product keratin, type I cytoskeletal 19. The transcript has 9 exons. The record is from RefSeq and is a predicted model, not a curated record. NCBI's taxonomy places the organism in Eukaryota, Metazoa, Chordata, Mammalia, Rodentia, Dipodidae. Gene Ontology annotation, molecular function: structural molecule activity. Bases 110 to 1417 code for a protein of 435 amino acids.
UCCCUCUCCCGCCUAGGACAUAAAGAGCUCCAGGUGCGGGCCUCACCGCACUUCCUGUGGUCAGCAGCUGUCAGGCCAGCGUCGCUUUCCUCGUGUCCUCCGCCUCGCCAUGACUUCCUACAGCUACCGGCAGUCCUCCGCCACCUCGUCCUUCGGGGGUCUGGGCGGCGGCUCCGUGCGCUUUGGAGCUGGGAGCACCUUCCGCGCGCCCAGUAUCCACGGGGGAUCAGGUGGCCGCGGCGUGUCCGUGUCCUCCGCUCGCUUCGUGUCCUCGUCUUCCGGGGGUUAUGGUGGGAGCUAUGGUGGUGGAUCCCUGGGUGGGUCCGACGGGCUGCUGGCCGGCAACGAGAAGAUCACCAUGCAGAACCUCAACGACCGCCUGGCGUCCUACCUGGACAAGGUGCGCGCCCUGGAGCAGGCCAACGGGGAGCUGGAGGUGAAGAUCCGAGACUGGUACCAGAAGCAGAGCCCAGCGAGCCCGGAGCGCGACUACAGCCCCUACUUCAAGACCAUAGAAGAGAUCCGGGACAAAAUCCUGGCUGCCACCAUCGACAACUCGCGGGUCAUCCUGGAGAUCGACAACGCCAGGCUGGCAGCGGAUGACUUCAGGCUCAAGUACGAGAAUGAGCUGGCCCUGCGCCAGAGCGUGGAGGCCGACAUCAACGGCCUACGCAGGGUGCUGGACGAGCUGACCUUGGCCAGGACGGAUCUGGAGAUGCAGAUUGAAAACCUGAACGAGGAGCUGGCCUACAUGAAGAAGGAGCACGAGGAGGCGUUGAAGGAGUUCAGCAGCCAGCUGGCCGGCCAGGUCAACGUGGAGAUGGACGCGGCACCCGGGGUGGACCUGACCCGCAUGCUGGCUGAGAUGAGGGAGCAGUACGAGGCCAUCGCAGAGAAGAACCGUCGGGAUGCCGAGGCCUGGUUCUUCAGCCAGACUGAAGAGCUGAACAAGGAGGUGGCUUCCAACACAGAGAUGAUCCAGACCAGCAAGACGGAGAUCACAGACCUGAGACGCACCUUGCAGGGGCUGGAGAUUGAGCUGCAGUCUCAGCUCAGCAUGAAAGCUGGGCUCGAGAACUCGCUGGCAGAGAUCGAGUGCCGCUACGCCCUGCAGCUGCAGCAGAUCCAGGGGCUCAUCAGCAGCAUCGAGACCCAGCUGAGCGAGCUCCGCAGCGAGAUGGAGUGCCAGAACCAGGAGUACAACAUGCUGCUGGACAUCAAGACGCGGCUGGAGCAGGAGAUCGCCACCUACCGCAGCCUGCUCGAGGGCCAGGAUGCCAAGAUGGCUGGCGUGGGCGUCAGGGAAGCCUCUCUGGGAGGCGGAGGCGGCGGCAGCAGCGGCAGCAGCAAUUUCCGCGUCCAUGUGGAGGAGACAGUGGAUGGAAAGGUGGUUUCCUCCCGCAAGAGGGACAUCUAAGUGCCCAGCACACGAAACGACCCUUGUCACUCCUGCCAUUCCCAGACCGCGCGGGAAGCAAACCUCAGCCCCUGCCUUCAGAAGAUGAUCUGCGGAAGAGGGGUCCCUCCGUUUUCCAGUUUGGGGCUCUGCAUAAUUCUCUCCCCUCUAGCUUUUACCUCCUUUUGAGCACUGAGGUACAAGAAGCAGCUGACCUGAAUGAGUAGCAAGCUCAUUUCUAUGGUCUAUUCCUU